AUGGCAGACAGCAGACGCGUGUUCGUGCAGCGGGCGGUCGCCAAGGGACCGGUCGUGGACGUGAGUGCGCCCGUCAUGGCGUUCGUCCUGCCCACGGAUCCGUGGCCCACUGUUGUCAAUGAAUUCCUCAUGAGCUGCAACGACGACGACGUGGACGUGCCGCAGCGCGAGCCAGGACUGCUGGCCAACUGCGUCGUGCUGCUCGCUGCGUCGCUCGAGCAGGUCACAGAGUCCGCGAGCUGCGAGGACGGCAGACAGUACAUUCUGUGCAUGAAUGCAGAGGACGCCGCGCGUCUCCAGACCCAAAAGUUCGGUGGCAGUAGUGCCAGCUGUGUUCCUGGCACAACUGACGGCAAUGCACCACCCGCUCGCGAAAGCAUUGCGCUUACGGACCAACUCGAGUCCCUCGAGGAGCUGGACUACUACUUUGAUGACGCUGGCACGCUGCGUCACUGCCGCACGAACCAGGCUGUGUACGAGCUCAUGAGUGACGAGCGAAGAGCAGGCGAGCUCGACGAUAUCGUGAAAGCCGCCAUCUUCCACAUACAGAUGGAAAUGCUGGCCGAGCUGGCGUUCAAACAGGCGCGCGUGCCAUUGGACCUUCAGCCACACGAGCCGAAAGAAGCUCGUACGAGUGUGUUCCUCACGUCUGACUGGCGCACAAAUAGCAACCUGCUGGUUGUUGUCAACGGUGGCCGCGGCGCCCAGCCUGGGAUUUGGAGUCGGGAUCUGCUGAUUCAAGAAGGACUGGAGCUCGGAUCAAUGCUGCCCGUCAUGCGCCGUGCGACAGCAGGGAACUUUGCAGUGGCUGUGUUGAACCCGUCAACGAACAAUGUGACGAUUGGGAGCGCGACAUUCUCGAUUCGUGAAAACUCAUCACCAGAUGAGCAUAUGUUGUAUGUAUGGGAUAACAUUAUCUCACGUGCACAAGCUCGCAACGUGUAUGUGCUGGCUUACUCUUUCGGAGCAAAGUCGGUGCUGACGCUCAUUCAGAAGCGUGAAGAACAGGUUGUUCAGCGCGUGAAUGCAGUAGUCUUUGCAGAAGGUGCGUACCGCAUGGAUCCAUCGACCAUGUCUUCGCCGAUGGCUCAGUUUAUGAAACAACGUGUUAUCAACUUCAAGGGUGACGCACAUGUUCCGGUGGGCGGGCACAUUCCAGCAGAAGAGGAGAAACUAUCGUGUAGCUGCUUAUCUGUGGGAGACCCCACGGCACCAGCUCCAUCAGACGAUGGCAAAGCAUCGCCAUCUGCAGCUUCCGUAUCAGCGCUACAUAAACGAAGUAGUAGCAACAAGGCCCGCACUAUCAGUCUUUCACUGGAAACGACGUUCGCAUAUUUCGUUGCAGCGCGCGAUCGUGGUUGCAGUGCAGCCCAGUUCAUACACGAGUCAGAAAGCAGGACACGGACAUGGCUCGGAAGUGUCAUACGACAUCGUCUUGAUUCGUUGAAGCCCCGCAAACAGAGUCGCCGUCUCAGCACUGCAAUGGGCGCUAACGCAAGCGAAUCGUCGCACCACCGGAAAACUGCCCGCCGCUCGUCGUUGGAUACUGAUGCGAGUACGUCGGCAUUGCGGGCAUCUAUAUCUAGCAGCCGUGGUAGCAGCUCCAGCCACUUCGCUCAUGGCGUAUCGGUAAGCGACUUUGACUUGAUCAAGGUCAUCGGUAAAGGAUCGAUCGGGAAGGUGUUUCUUGUCCGCAAGAAAGAUACACAGGUUGUGUAUGCUAUGAAAGUGCUGCGCAAGAAGAACGUAGUUCGCCACGGCUUGGAAGAACACAUCAAGACCGAGCGUUUGAUUCUUGAGGAAAUUGAUCACCCAUUUAUCGCGCGGCUGCGUUUUUCGUUCCAGACCAAAGAUAAGCUGUACCUCGUGACCGAUUAUUGCUCUGGCGGAGAACUCUUUCACCACAUGUCUGAUGAAGGCUUCUCGUAUGAGCUGUGUCGAUUUUACGCUGCCGAGCUGGUACUUGGGCUGGAGCAUCUGCAUCGGCUGAAGGUAGCGUAUCGUGAUUUAAAACCCGAGAACAUUCUAGUUGAAGCCUCUGGACAUCUGCGCAUUACCGACUUCGGACUGUCGAAGCUAAACGUGGUCUCGGACAAGGGGGCGCAAACGCUCGUGGGCAGUCCCGAGUACCUGGCGCCUGAGGUUUACAAUUUGCAGAAAUACGGAUUUGCCGUAGACUGGUGGUCGCUGGGCGUGUUUCUCUACGAAAUGCUGACAGGUGUGCAUCCAUUUUUUGACGAUAAUCGCGAGGUCAUGGUAAGAAAAAUCAUGACGCCUGGUUUAGUUAGUACGAUGAUGCCGCCGGAGAUGCCUCCCGAUGCUGCGUCGAUAAUUUGUGGCCUGCUUACUUUCAGUCCGACGGAACGUCUUGGAUCGCGUGGGGCGCAAGAGCUGCGCGACCAUGCGUUUUUUGCGGGGAUUUCUUGGAAUGGACUGAUGCAGCGGGAGGUGGCACCGCCGUGGCACCCGGUGGUGCAGGAUGAGCUCGACGUGGGCAAUUUUGACGCCGAGUUCACGUCCGAGCCGGUCGUGGACAGCGUGUGUACGCACCAAUCCAUGGUGCUCAGCACAACGUUUGCUGACUUUACCUUCAACCCUAGCAUCUCGGACUCCAUGCGCAACCGACGCGAUUAA
This is a messenger RNA of Hyaloperonospora brassicae, 2634 nucleotides long. NCBI's taxonomy places the organism in Eukaryota, Oomycota, Peronosporomycetes, Peronosporales, Peronosporaceae. The record is from the annotation of a GenBank genome assembly.